This is a messenger RNA of Meleagris gallopavo (turkey), 5330 nucleotides long. Lineage: Eukaryota; Metazoa; Chordata; Aves; Galliformes; Phasianidae. The record is from RefSeq and is a predicted model, not a curated record.
UCCCAUGUGGUGAAAACUUAAGAAGUAACCUGAAAAAAAAAAGCCUGCCCUUUUACCAUUCCCCAUGUCUCUGUUUUGAUGCAAGACUCCCCACAGUAAGAGAAGUCUCUAGAGCCUUCUGAAAAUCACCCAACAGCUGUAGAAGGUUUGUGCUUCACAACUACUAUGGUCCUCUCAAGCUUAGAGCCUUAGAACCUUCACUGAUUUUCUGAUGUUCUCCUAAGCGGUCCACAGGAUUAUGAAUAUGAAUGUUCCUUCUCUUUCAAUCCAGUGCCUUGACUACAGCAGUGGAGCCCUGACUGGCGACCUCUGUGAAGAUCUGUGUGUGGCGCAGAAGCUGGUGUACAAACACUGCCUUUACUAUGACAGAGGUAAGAAGGUCAUCCAGGCUGACUGGAGAGGCCAGCCCAUCAUCCUGAAAUCCAAAAAGGAAAUCUUCUCCAGCUACCAGCAUCUCAGUGUGCUGGAUGAGGUGGAAACACAGGAUAUUCCUGAAACAGAGAUUCUGCUGAUGGUAGCCUUGGAAGUAAAAAAUGUUCUGGGGCUAGAACUGUCUAACAAUAGCACAGGGCCCCUGUGGACAAGGAGGAAGGGACCACAUUGGAAAGCGCAGGUGGCCAGCAUGUGGUCCUUGAUCCAGCAGGAAGAAUACAUUUUCUUCAGUUUGCUGCAGGACUUCAGCAAACAUGUGCUACGAAUUAUUGGCUCUUGUGGACAUUUCUAUGCCGUGGAGUAUCUUACAGCUGGACAUGCCUGGCACAAAACUCUUUUUCCCUUGGAAAACAUAGUAGGUUCCUCCCUUGCUGGCCGCAAAAGCAGUGUGGGAGCCAUCAUUGACAUUGCACUCAGCUUUCUGGACAUGGUGCAACAUUUUGAUAAUGAUUUCUCUCAUCGCCUACACCUGUGUGACAUCAAGCCAGAAAACUUUGCUAUCAGGCAUGAUCUUACGGUGGUGGCUAUUGAUGUGGAUAUGGCUUUUUUCGAACCCAAAAUGAGGGACAUCCUUGAGCAGAACUGCACAGGAGAUGAAGACUGUAAUUUUUUUGAUUGCUUUUCAAAAUGCAAUCUGAAAAUCAGAAGAUGUGGAGCGCAGAGAGCCAAUAACAACUUGCAAGUCAUUUGUGACAAAAUAUUCCGUCGCUGGUUUUCUCCAAGUCUCAGAGGACCAUUGGUUUCCUUCCCACUGCAGCCGCAGUUGCAGAAGGCUGUGCAGGAGUGUGCAGAGCUGGGACACGUGGAUGCUACCGUGCACCAGAGAACUCUGAACUCUCUCAUUGAAUUAUACCAUCUGCUUCGGGUCAGCCAACAAGAACUGCAAAGGGUGGAGUAGAUACAGAAGGCAGAACUGCAAAGGCCACAUCACAACUACUGCUAAUGGAUGCUGUACGUGAGGCAGCCUGUGCUUUCUGUCUCUCCUCCAUCCCUCCUACCCACUGUAUUACAUUCAUAGCACGUAGUUUUCCAGCUAUGCAAAUGAAAUUCAUGACUGCAGGUGCAGCAUGUCCUGUUAAUAUCUCUUGAAAUAUGAAAUUGUUUUACAUUACCUGAUUUCAUUCUUCUUUAUUUUCCUGUAUUCUCCAUCGACGUUCAGCGCAUCAUUUGCCUCCCUAUUUAGAUUGCAUCUGUCUGAGCGCAUGCUCCGAGUUAUUAGCCAUUUCUGUAGGGAUGAGAUGGUACUUUGAAUUUGAAAAUUGGAAGUGCAGCAGAAUUAAUAUCAAUCAUUAACAAGAUGGUGGGAUGGAUGUGGAUAAAUACAUGCAAGAUGUUUGUUUUUCCUCUCAUUGUAGAAUAAGGGUUUUAAAAGUGAAGACUAAGUCUUCAGUAUCAAAAACCAAGCUCAAACAGGGAAACAUACUGUCACAUAGAGAGCUGCUUUUGUACAAAGCACUCCAUUCUGAUGUUCCCAAAUGGUGUAUUACAUUACUUGUGCCAUAGCUAACUUUCUAGGGAAAAAAUUAUGUGAAGUUACUUAGGGCUUUACUAGAGCAAAAUAAUUGUACCCACGUUUAGUUCCAAUGUGAAUACUUAUAUUCUGCAGUGAAGAAAAUGACACUGACUCUUCCUGAGUGAGCACAAGCCCUCAGGCACUUGAACAUCAGAGCACUUGGUAAGAAGCACUACUUUGCCAGAUAGCAGAAUUGCCCAGGAAUGCCAACAAUCUGUCCUUUGCACUGAACAAUAUCGAGACCUUGAGAUUUCUUACUCUGUAUUAAUUUUAUAAACAGAAGGAAAUUUUCAGAAGAAUUCCUGAUCUUGCAGUUACAGAAAUAAAGGCUCCUAGAUUUCUGUAAAAGCAUUAACCUUCCCUUUCCAACUUGGUAGCAGGGGCUGGAGAAUCUGACAUACAGGUUCAGAAAAAAAUUGCAUGUAUUUAGUAUCAGAAGAAGGUAAUAGACCUCUGAGUUGCUUGUGGUAUGAAGACCUCACAAACAAAAGUAAACCAACAGCCUGUGAUGGCCCUCAGCUCACAACAGUUCUUCAGUAUUAAGACUGACAGUAACUGCUUUGUGGAUGUGAGACACAAAAUAACAAUCUUUUUUAUCUGUAUAUCCCUCAGCCUUACCACAUUCCUGAAGUGUGAGAGCACUAAUUUUACAUAAACUCUCUAUUUCUGGGCAGCAGUGAUCCUUCGCAAUUAUGUUCCCAAAGUGAUGGGCUCAUCAGACCAUCACUUGACCAGAACAAUGAGACCUACUUAGGAGACCUUGACACUUACCCAAAAGUAGCUCAAAUUUUCAAACUGGUAUUAGUUAAAAACAAACAAACGAAAGCACUAUUUCUUCUAAUAAAUUGUAUUUUUAAAAGUCAUUCAAGUACUGAAAAGCUUGUAGAGAGGACAAGGUCAGCUGUCUUGCCUGGGGCUGUUCUGAAGGCAGCGUGCUACUCAUCCAGAACUAGGACUCCAGAGAUCCUAUUUUAAUGAGCUGUCUUCAAGCCUGUGCCUCUCCUCUAGCCUGGGAGACAGUAUUAUAAGGUCAUCCUUUGCCAAAGCAGGAAAGCAGAACAAAACAAGGCACACAAAUUCCAGAGCAAGUCCCAGCACAAAGCGAUGAAGAUGACAGAGGAGAAACUAUUGAAGGAAAAAAUGGUAUGAAAGGGUUGAGAACACAUGAUGCGUCUUAUGUAGAGAGAAGAUGAAUAGGAAAUAGGAAAAAGUACAUUUCACUUUGUGAAGACUUGGUAUAUGAGGUAACUUUGAGUAAAGUGGGGGAAGUCUUUGGAAGAAGAGACUGAAGAAGGACAUGGUGACUCUUCAGAAACAGAAAGAGGAUGAUAAAAAGAGUAGGAGUGAACUGUUCUGUCCAAAUUUUCUUAGUGGAUUUGUCAAGAAAUGAGCUUAAGCCGAUAAAUAAAUGUUAGUUACAGUCUCUCUAAUAGUAAGAAACAGUGGACCUAUGGAACAGAUCAUUUGGGAAAACUUCAAUCUCCAUAACUAGCAAUUUUUAACUGUAGGCCAGAGCGAGUGUUAGUCAGGAAUGAUGUGAGUGUGGUUUUAUCAAUGAUCCUGCCUUGACGUAGAUCUGGUGCCUUUAUCCCUAGGUACAGUGAUUCUGUUAUUGCCAGAUCACCUUUGUGCUCUUGCAACUCCUUCACAAGGGAACAGACACUUCUUAGACACAAGGUGAAACAAAAAAACAAAACCCAUAAUAAAACGUAGUGUAGAAGCAAAAUGCUGGUGGAAUGUCACUUUGUUCAGAGGAUUCCUUCUCCUUGGCUUGGAUUUAGGAAGGUAAACUGCCUUUGACAGCUUUCUCCGAACUCUUUGGGACUUAGCUGCAGGCACCACUACCUGACAGGGACCUCCUUUCCCCACACCAUGCACUUUCCCAGGUCAUUAAGUUUCAUUCCUUCCUUUCAUGAUACUGAGAACAGUCCUCACAAACAGCGCCUCAGAAACCCCUCAAUAGAACACAGUAGGAUUAUGUGUACACGGCUGGGUUGUGAGAGUGAGAUUUGCUUACACAGUCAGCUCUGGCUGGCUCUGGUGUACCUUCAGCAAUGAGUGCAGAGACAGGGAAAAUCUAAGAGUCUGAUUUUCCAGUGCCUCACGCACCUUGCAAAGUUAAUCAAACCUGGUAAACCAUUGGUUAGAAGGUGCUCCUUUCUGACAAAGCUGCUUUCCUUUUGCCUUAGCAUUGAUGUAAAGACAUAACCAGCUGGCUCAAGGGUUUGGCUGGGUCAGGUGGAUGCUGCUGAAUGCCCUGCCAGCUGUUGGGCCCUGGCUGUUUUCCCACUUCAUCUCUGCAUCCUGGUUAUGAUGCUAAUGUGGGCUGUGAUAGUUUCUGCUUGGUUUCUCACUUUCAGGUAUCUCCAGUGCUGCUACUCCUUCAGAUAAAAAAUGAUUCCUUUUAUAUAGGUUCACUAAUAGCAAUUGACUGUACUGUAAAUGGCCACUUAACACAACAAUUCCGUUCCCUUUAAGUUGAUAUCAGCCCCAUCUCUGUGCCUGGUCAGUCUGUUCCCAAAUCCUUUUCUCCCUUUAAAAGUGGCACUACCUCUUGAUUCAUUUCUACCUCUUGCUGUACUCAUGCCUUACUCAGCAACUUUCUACCAAUAUUUAUGGCUCUCUGUGAAAGAGGAAUGACAUUAAGUCAUUGUUUAUUCCUUCUUUGCAUCUUGGUUAAUAGCAGGUGUUUCAACUCCGCAAAAAUUUAAAUACACUUAUCUGUUCCUACAGUUUACAAGAGCUGAAUUCAGUUGGAAGCUCAUUUAAUAAUCUUUAGGAAAACUAAAUUCAGCCCUUUUCUCAAGAUUCUCAUGCAAAACUUCUUCCUCAAUGCAGAUUUCUGUCCUUCUGGUAUAGCAUCCUUUUCAAAAACAUCUGCAAGCCAUAAUCAUGCACCAGGGUGAUAUGAAACAAAGCAAAACAUGUCCCAAAGGAUUUUCCUGUUCUCCUUUGUGCUUCUGGGGUUGACAUAAUGGUGACUAACCUUGAACAGCAGGUCAUUACCGUAGCCACAGUUUUUCAUACAGAGCCUACCUAAACCCUAGUGGGAGUUUGCUGGACCCCUUUCACUAAAAGCAUUCAGAUGCAUUGCUUGGGGCAGCAGUAGGUGCUAAACCACUUGUUUGGGACAGGGGAGGAAGGAAGGGAAGCUUUAUUUCCUUUCAACUAGAAACAUGGACUGAACAAAAUGCUUCCAAGUGGUGAAAAACAGGAUCAGGAUGUAGAAGUAGUUAGGGACACUGCACUGAUAUUUAUUUUUUCCUGUGGUGAAAAAACAUGGACACAAAAUGCUCUUUUAAUUUUCAGAACAAGAAUUGAAGCUAUAUACCAUGCUACCUACCUUUUGGCAGAUCAUAUUGUGGUACGCAAUUGGGUUGAAGGU